Messenger RNA from Harpia harpyja (harpy eagle), 1962 nucleotides. Its product is annotated as digestive cysteine proteinase 1-like. The transcript has 11 exons. Gene Ontology annotation, molecular function: cysteine-type endopeptidase activity. The record is from RefSeq and is a predicted model, not a curated record. Gene Ontology annotation, biological process: immune response. Bases 128 to 1771 code for a protein of 547 amino acids. Gene Ontology annotation, cellular component: lysosome. Lineage: Eukaryota; Metazoa; Chordata; Aves; Accipitriformes; Accipitridae.
UGAUGCCGGUUCCUUCCCUCCUCCGGGGAGGGCCCCAGUUUCUGCAUUGGCUCUGCCGGGUUUCACCACCGCCGGCUCCAGCUUAAAGGUGAGAACUGGUGGUGCUGGGUGAACUGGGGAGGCGAGGAUGGGUGUUCAACGUUGGCUCGUGGCCUCUGCGCUCUGCGUCGCCGUCCGGGGACAGGACUAUGGGCUCUCCCGCCCACCCCCUCAUUUCGGCUCCAUCUACCACGUCCGAGGUGUCAUUAACCUGCCCUAUGCUGAGAUCGAGGAGCCCUUCGAAGCCUGGUACAACCUGACGGGAAACAAGAGCCGGAUCCAGUACUAUGGGGGGCAAGUGAUAACCUACCAGCUGGCUGCGGUGAAGCCUUACGGGAUGCGGUACAAGAUCACGCCAGAGACCACCGAGAAGGAGGUGAACACCAGGAAAUGCUUCCAGCUGCCCGGCUCCAAGGAGGACGUGGUCAAGGCUCAGAGCGUCUUCCCAAGCAUUGAUGGCUUCAAGUUCCUGCGGGAGGAGUACUACCGGGGCCGGUACUGCGCCGUCUGGCAGAACGUCACCCGCUGGGCGCAGAAGAAGAACGUCUACACCCUAUGGGUGACCAACUCCAGUUGCGGGGUGGCCCCCGUCCACUACGAGAUGCGGGGCUACAACAGCCUGCUGGGCUCCCACUACGACAAGUACGAGAUUGCCUACACCGACUUCGACAACAGCUUCCCCCCUUCCAUCUUCGACCUCCCCAUCAAUGAGACGAAGAAGUGCGGGGUGCUGCCGGGGAGCGCGGCGGAGCACCGGGUGCUGGCAAACCCCAUGGAAGACCUGGUGGGACGGCACCAGCCCUGGGCCCACGAGGUCUUCCACCACUACCGCAGGCGACUGGGGCGGCGGUACGGCUCUGCGCGGGAGCUGGAGCACAGGCAGAGCGUUUUCGUGCACAACAUGAGGUUCGUGCACUCGAGGAACCGCGCCGCGCUCUCCUACACGCUGGCGCUGAACCACCUGGCCGACCGCACGCCCCAGGAGCUGGCCGCCCUGCGGGGCCGUCGUCGGAGCGGGGCUCCCAACAACGGGCAGCCUUUCCCCACCGAGCUCUACACCGGCCUCAUCCUGCCCGAGAGCCUCGACUGGCGCAUGUACGGCGCCGUGACCCCCGUGAAGGACCAGGCCGUCUGCGGGUCCUGCUGGAGCUUUGCUACGACGGGCGCGAUGGAGGGUGCCCUCUUCCUCAAGACUGGCGUGCUGACCCCCCUGUCCCAACAAGUCCUCAUCGACUGCUCCUGGGGCUUCGGGAACUACGCCUGCGAUGGGGGCGAGGAGUGGCGAGCCUACGAGUGGAUCAAGAAACACGGCGGCAUCGCCAGCACCGAGUCCUACGGCACCUACAAGGGGCAGAAUGGCUUGUGCCACUACAACCAGUCUGAGAUGCUGGCCAAGAUCACAGGCUACGUCAACGUCACCUCGGGCAACAUCACGGCGGUCAAAGCUGCCAUCUACAAGCACGGCCCCGUGGCCGUUAGCAUCGACGCCUCACACAAGACCUUCUCCUUCUACUCCAACGGCAUCUACUAUGAGCCCAAGUGCACAAACGAGCCGGGAGCGCUGGACCACGCGGUGCUGGCUGUGGGCUACGGGGUCCUGCAGGGAGAGACCUACUGGCUCAUCAAGAACUCCUGGUCCACGUACUGGGGCAACGACGGCUACAUCCUCAUGGCCAUGAAGGACAAUAACUGUGGCGUGGCCACUGAAGCCACCUACCCCAUCCUGGCCUGAGCCACCUCUUGGCUCUCUGGGGAGAGCCCUCGGCGAUGCUCCGGCACCCAUCCCUGGAUCAGCACCUUUGGUGUGAGCCAUCACGGAGGAGGAAGCUGGGGACACGGUGGGACAGGGCCAUGGGGUCCUGGACAAGGGGCAGGAUGGGGACCCAGCUGUGGGCUUGCCAAUAAAGACCCUGGAAAAACUGU